Camellia sinensis is the source of this 1233-nucleotide messenger RNA. RefSeq names its product ethylene-responsive transcription factor ERF014. Lineage: Eukaryota; Viridiplantae; Streptophyta; Magnoliopsida; Ericales; Theaceae. Gene Ontology annotation, biological process: regulation of DNA-templated transcription. The record is from RefSeq and is a predicted model, not a curated record. Gene Ontology annotation, molecular function: DNA-binding transcription factor activity; DNA binding.
CCUCACAAUCACUUACCAAUCUUAUUCCAAUCCUCACAUUCCAAAAGAACAAGAUCAAAAGAAUAAUCACGAACAUGCCAUUUUCUUAAAAGUAUCUGUACGUCUUAGGCAGUAAUCCUUCAAAUAUCAAAUUUGGUUGUAAAAUUUCAACCAAAGAAUCACAAAUACACCAUCUUCUUAAAAGCGUGUGUGUAUCUUAGGCAUUGAUUCUUCAACUUCACAUCUGCUUAACAUUGAAGCUAGCUAGCCCUCCAACAAUGGUGAAGAGUGAGCCCAAGAUCAUCCAGUCAGAGCCAAACAAAGCAAUGCCAUCAUCAUCAUCACCAUCAUCACCACUGCCACCAUCAUCAUCAUCCUUGAAGAAGAAGUAUAAGGGAGUGAGAAUGAGAAGUUGGGGAUCAUGGGUUUCUGAGAUUAGGGCACCAAACCAGAAGACAAGAAUAUGGUUGGGCUCUCAUUCCACGCCAGAGGCAGCUGCUAGAGCCUAUGAUGCUGCUCUCCUAUGCCUCAAGGGCUCCUCAGCCAAUCUCAACUUCCCAAUCUCACACUACCAACUUCCAUCUGAUAUUACCAUCUUGUCCCCUAAGUCCAUCCAAAGAGUUGCAGCUGCUGCUGCUGCCACCACUCCACCACCAUUGCCGCCGCCACCUCCUCCCUCUUCCUCCUCCUCCUCUUCCUCCACCUCCUCUGCCUCAUCGCCGUCCUUGUCAUCUUCUCCCUCCAAUCAUAUUGAGGAUGACUUCUCAUUAGUAUCAUAUGGAGCUGAUCAUGAACCAUUGUCAUUGAUCACAUCAUGGUACAACUUUGAUUCACCAAAAUACAUUGACAUGAUCAAUGGGACGUUUUUCGAUCCAACAGUGAUGGAAGAUGUCUGCGAAGAAGGCGAUAUUCGGCUUUGGAGCUUCUGCUGAUCAUCAAUUCAAUCCAAAUCUGCGAAUCAAGACAACCCAUCUCCUAUUUUUGUUUUUGCUUUUUAAUUUUUUAUUAUUAUUUAAUAUUCAUUGGAUGAUCUUCUGUUUAUUGCUUGAAGACAUUACUAACAGUGACAAAUACUCAUAUAUAUGAGUAAGGGAGAAGGAAUUCACAAAGAGAGAGUGACUAAUUUUUCAACUCUGUCAUGUGAGUUUUCUAGUUAUUGAAUUUAUAUGUAAUUUCUGCAAGUGUGUCAUAUGCAAAUGUGUCAUAUUCAUGGUCUAUUUUGUGUAAUAAGGAUAUUUUAGUUUUAUCAUUGUA